This is a messenger RNA of Aspergillus alliaceus, 1452 nucleotides long. Its product is annotated as 3'-5' exonuclease. The record is from RefSeq and is a predicted model, not a curated record. Gene Ontology annotation, biological process: nucleobase-containing compound metabolic process. Bases 1 to 1452 code for a protein of 483 amino acids. Lineage: Eukaryota; Fungi; Ascomycota; Eurotiomycetes; Eurotiales; Aspergillaceae. Gene Ontology annotation, molecular function: 3'-5' exonuclease activity; nucleic acid binding. Gene Ontology annotation, cellular component: cytoplasm; nucleus. The transcript is spliced from 2 exons.
AUGUCCUGGGGCUCCAUUGCCAUUGCAAAAUUUCAACCUCAAGUUGGUUUAAACUAUUUGGCUAUUGCUACCUACUCAACGUUGACACGCAGGUCGUGUCUCCCUGACAACCAGGCAAUCUUGAAUGUCAAAGCUGGCGGAAGUCGUGCUUCAUCUACCAUUCCAAAUAUGUUUCGAACAACGCUAGCUCAUGUUACGAGAUGGGUUAAAUCAGGUUUCAAAAGCCAGCUCAGAAACCAUCGUAUAGCCGACAUCAAUGUUGAAAAUGAGCGGCAAUCAUGGAGUACCUUUCACUUCUUCUCUAGUCGAGAUGCAGAGAGGAGCAUAAAGCCUAAGGGCGUUGAACGACCUAAGCUCCCGACCAUACGCCACAAUAAUAAGAGGUAUCCAAGUCACUACGCUUGCUCUACACUCAGUGCAAAGUCACCAGGCACUACAUUAGGCCUCGGUACUUGUCGAUGCAUACGAUCGCAGAUGGCAGACCUCUCUAAAAGGAGGAUACCACCCCCAGACCUCAAAUCCAAGAGACUAUGCACCUCCAGUUCAGGGGUUCGGUUGGCAAAUACGCAUAUCAAAGAUACAGAAAGCAUCCAGCACGUCGUCCAAGCCAAUUCUUCAACCUCAGUCGAGGGUGCGCGGCCUCAAUCAAAAGUGCACAGCCUUAGUCCAAAUACGCCUCGUAUUCCAGACAUGCACAGAUUCUGGAGUCAUCGAAUGUACAAGACCCCAGAUGGGAAUGACAUUUCAGUACAUUACUGCAAAACGCUGGAAAGCGCCGAAUCAGUGGCAAAGCAUUUCUUAGAUGAUGAAGUACUUGGAUUCGAUAUGGAAUGGAAAGCUAGUGUAUCUGCGGCGGACACCAUACAAAACAACGUCUCUUUGAUUCAGCUUGCCAGUCCAACGCGAAUCGCACUUUUUCACAUCGCCAUGUUUAAACCAGCGAGGGCUAUCGAAGACCUUACCCCCCCUACCCUGAAACGCAUUCUCGAGUCCCCCCAUGUACGGAAAGUCGGCGUAUCGAUCAAAGCAGAUUGCACUCGAUUGCGCAAAUUCCUUAAAAUCGAUACAUGCGGUAUCUUCGAACUAAGCCAUCUGUACAAAUUAGUCAAGUACUGCCAGACGAACCCGGAAUUGAUAAAUAAGAGACUUGUCAAUCUGAGCACCCAGGUCGAGGAACACUUCGGACUCCCUCUAGCGAAAGAUGCCGAGGUUCGAUGUAGCGAUUGGGCUUCGUCACUAAACUACUCGCAGGUUCAAUAUGCUGCAUCCGAUCCAUACGCAUGCCUCCGUCUAUUCAACACCAUGGAUGAAAAACGGGUUGCCUUAGACCCCAUACCCCCUUUGCCCGCAAAUGCUGAGCUGAAUUUACCAAUUAAGAUAGUGCAUAAGACCACUGUGAAUAUUGAGGCUCAAGAUGUCGAGGUAAUUGACCCAAAAAAUAAACCAGUCUAA